Molecule: messenger RNA, 3994 nt
Organism: Venturia canescens
Lineage: Eukaryota; Metazoa; Arthropoda; Insecta; Hymenoptera; Ichneumonidae
Gene: mtTFB2
Product: mitochondrial transcription factor B2
Exons: 4
Coding region: 2370-3677 (435 amino acids)
Biological process (GO): rRNA methylation; transcription initiation at mitochondrial promoter
Cellular component (GO): mitochondrial matrix
Molecular function (GO): mitochondrial transcription factor activity; rRNA (adenine-N6,N6-)-dimethyltransferase activity
Source: RefSeq, a predicted model, not a curated record
GAUCCUUGAUGUUCGCGACGAGGUAGUAUAAGGAGGCUGCUAGAAACAGAAAAUGAUAGAAACAAAAGAUUUUGGGAAAUUUCUGGCAGUGCUCGUGUGGAAAAAUGCUCACUGUGGGACACUCCGGUAUGCCCCUAUUUUGACGCAAAUUUCCGGUUAAUCUCCGUUUCAGCUGUAAUUUGUGAUGAAUUGUCGAAUAAACUUUUUCCAGAUUUAAGGAUACGUGCACAUCUACACGUGUAAUAUUUUCUAUAUCAAAAUAUUAAGGUAUGAAAAAAUAGCGUUAUGUAUAAAUAUAUAAAAGCUUCUGAUUCAUUAUGAUGAUUGAUUUGCCUGAAGAAAUAAUAAAUUCACUCUGAAGAUCUCAAAGAGCACGAACCCUUCCUAUAUAUAUUAGGGUGCUUCAAAAAAAAUCGAUUUUUUUUUUUUCGUGGGCCGAAGAGGGAUGUUAGUACAUGUAAAAAAAGUGACUUUCCCAAAAUUUGAGAUUAAAAAAAAAAUAUUUAGCGGUCCCUCAAACGACUUUUCUAUGUUUUUUCCUAUUUUGAGGAAAAUCAUCAUGAAAAAAGUCUUAAAAAGUCAUGAAACGUUAUGUAAACAUAAAAUGCACUUUCUUUGUUGAAUAAGUGAAAUAUUGUGAACAUAAAAUACAUUGGAAUAAUGCGCUGAACAUCAGUAUACUACACAAUUUCAUUGCUAAAUUAUGUUAUAUGUUUUUUAGGGUGCUUCAAAAAAAAUCGAUUUUUUUUUUUCGUGGGCCGAAGAGGGAUGUUAGUACAUAUAAAAAAAGUGACUUUCCCAAACUUUGAGAUUAAAAAAAAAAUAUUUAGCGGUCCCACAAACGAUUUUUCUAUGUUUUUUCCUAUUUUGAGGAAAAUCGUCAUUGAAAACGUCUUAAAAAGUCAUGAAACGUUAUGCAAACAAAAAAUGCACUUUCUUUGUUGAAUAAGUGAAAUAUUGUGAGCAUAAAAUACAUUGGAAUAAUGCGCUGAACAUGUGUAUUCCAGUAUACUACGCAAAUUCAUUGCAAAAUUACGUUAUAUGUUUUUUGAAUAUUUAGCUCGGAAAUAAUUUUUCUCUGCGCUGAAUAUGAAGCAUAUUUUUCCCAUGUUUUUUGCGAAGCCCCUAGCUCAUGUAGCUGUUGAGCUUCGUCCUUGUCGUGGUCAUAGUAGCUCUGUUUAUAUUGCUUCACGGUCUACAAUGUAACAAAAGUACAAGUGCACUAGUACGAACAAAAUGUCAUACGAACAGAAAAGUCAUUUGAGGGACCGUUUAAUUAAUGAUUUUUUUUUUCAACACAAAGGUAAAGUUUCAUGUAUUCAAGGGAGAAGUGCAUUUUAUGUUUGCAUAACGAUUUAUGAUUUUUUUCAUGACGUUUGUCCCCAAAACAGGAAAAAAAAUACAAAAGUCGUUUGAGGGACCGUUAUAUAUUUUUCAAAAGAUCUGAAAAUUUGAGUAAGUCAUUUUUUUUACGUAUACUAACACCCCUCUUCGGCCCACGAAAAAAAAAAAAAUAUCGAUUUUUUUUGAAGCAUCCUAAUAUAUAUACAGAUAACGCACUUGUCUGUCAGUUCAGUGAAAAGACCUUUUCAGUAAAUUCUAGUAAAUACUUUCAAGCUUUCGAAAACUGAAGUAAAUUCUCGUGACCCUUUUUAUAGAGAAUUCAAUAAAAACGAAUAUAUGUAUAGACGUGACUCUAUUCGAAAAUUUUAUUCAUACCCUCCCUAUGUAUACAAAUGUCCGCCAAAAAGUUAUCGAAAUAUUAAUUAUCUGAUGUUAAAAAGUUAUCUUUCAGACAACUGUUAACUUUCAGAUAACUUUUUGGCAGACAUUUAUACCAUUAAGGUAACUUUUUUUUGGCACUUUUUUGAAAAUUGCUACUAGGGUAAUUUGCGAUUAUAUAGAAAAAAACUAUCUCGGAGCAGUACACCAAAAAAUUCGGUUUUUCACGAUUAGAUGGUUUUUCCAAAUGAUUAUACUCCACCAUUUUGAUUAUUUGAUAUGAAAAAAAAAAAAAUAUGCCUUAUUCAAACGUUCAUUAGUAUAUAUCGAUUACAUUAUAAUAGGGAGCUUGGCGGGUCUGGCAUAUGGCCGGUGGCCGGGAAUGGGAAAAAAAUCUCCCACGUGUUUUAAGGUUAGGUUAGUUGAAAUUGGCGAUCCAGCGGCGUUUGUUGACAAACAACGAGUCGGAGUGAAAAAAGUUUUGCAUUAUUACAUAUUCAACAAAUGAUACACAAUUUGGCAUCGAAUUGUUGAGAUCGCAUAAUAAACAAUACGUCAGUAUUCGUUAUGCUAAUUUUAUUUAAAAGUAACUUAUUUGUAGUAGGUUCGAAUUGCAAACAGACAUUAAAAUCUACAUUUCGUAGACCAUGAAAAACUUUUAUAACAUCGCUGUGAAAUGCAGGCGUGUUGUUGAAAAGUCUUUGGAUCAGUGCAAUGCGAAUUUUUUUUCGCGACACUUGACGUCCCAGAAGAAACCACGGAAAAGUCGUACGAAAACGGAUGAAUCUUGCUCAUCAACGGACUCUAUCUCGGAAGCAAAAGAUGCUAUUACUGCCGAAUCUCGAGCAAAUCCAAAAGCUAGUAUCUUGUAUUUGAUGGAUCAGGAAAUUGCAAAAACAAUAGCUGGAUUGAUAGUGGCGCAUCGCAGUGUUAAAACACCUCAUGUUAUGCAGAUGAAUCCAGGUUUAGGGGUAUUGACGGAAGAAUUGCUCAAAGCAGGGAUCCAGGAGAUUGAAAUGUUUGAAGGAACUGAAUAUUUUUGGCCAAGAUUGAUGGAUCUACAACUAAGAUUUCACAAAAACCUUUAUUUACAAAAGGUAAAUUUUGGUCACAUAUUCGAGGUGGCGUACAGAGACUGGAAGAAUGAGACCAAUGACUUGGAUGAUUACUUCAAUAAUGUUAAAGAGAAAGCAUGGAGAAAUCUAGCAAGUUAUGAGAUAAUAGGUUCAGUGGCAGAUCGAAAUUUUACCUAUCGCCUGGUCCAAUCACUGGUGUUGCAUAGUAACUUACGCCAGAAGGGAAGAAUGAUUCUUUACCUUUGUGUUCCUCCGUCAGUUAUGCUCGAAUUGAUUUGUAAAAAUGAUCACUAUGAUCUCUACAGAACUCCUAUAGUACUGUUCCAAACAUUGUUCCAGUGCAAAGUUCUUGGAGAGUUGCCAAGAUCAGCUUUCUAUCCGCAGUACUCAAAAUCAAAAAAGCAAAGAAAACACUGUAGAGAAGAACUGUACAAAAAGGACCGUGAGUCUAUGUUCCUUAUUAAAAUUGAAGGAAAUCGUCAUCUCUUCAAUAGGAAAUUUACAGAGAAGGAUCUCUUGGUUUAUUACUAUUUUGUCAAGCAUCACUUCAAAGCAAGAGUCACCAGAGUUAUUCCUGCUCUAGAAAGUUGGGUUCCAGGAUGCGGGCCUGCUCUUAUAAAAGACGGUUUCAAUAUUUUCACACAAUUUGGAGAAUUGCUCCCGCACGAGGUUCUCAAAUUAUAUUUGAAAUUCAAAUCUUUGCCUGGUUUCAAAAAGAGCGCAUUUCUGUCGAGUAAUCCAGUUCUAUCGAAUGUGAAUACGUUUUUCUCUGACAUGGAACAGUACGAUAACUGGAAUGAAAAUACUGUGGAUUUUGACAAUAUUUUCCAAACAUCGGUGAAGGAAUUUGAGGAUGGGAAGAAAGAAUUGAUACGAUAAUCCGGAAAAUAGAGCUACCGAAAAAUAGCGUUAUAUCCGCAAAUCCCGAUCCAUAGAAAAAGGUUGCAGUACUUUUUCAUCUAACGAGUUAAAAAAGAGAUUUGAAACGUCCUGUAUACGUAUAUUUUUCGUUAGUUUUUUACUUUGACGACCAAAUGUUCGUAUACCGAUAAGAAAGAUUAUCACGAAGACACUUGACCCGAUCUGCGUGAACUUUCAAGUGUGUGCUUCGACCGUGGUUAACAGCUCACAUUUGUGUAUAUACGAAAUUGAGAGAUUUGUACUUAUCGUAAUCAUUAAAUAUAUAACGUACCCAA